Cloeon dipterum is the source of this 2490-nucleotide messenger RNA. RefSeq names its product nose resistant to fluoxetine protein 6-like. Gene Ontology annotation, molecular function: acyltransferase activity, transferring groups other than amino-acyl groups. NCBI's taxonomy places the organism in Eukaryota, Metazoa, Arthropoda, Insecta, Ephemeroptera, Baetidae. The transcript has 14 exons. The record is from RefSeq and is a predicted model, not a curated record. The coding region runs from base 235 to 2454 and encodes 739 amino acids.
UGAUUACUGGAGUUAAAAAAAUGCGUGAUAAGCGGGGAACUAGGGCUGUCUACCAGCGGCGAGGUGUCCACUGCAACUUCCGUCGCAGCCAAAGUGUGGGAGUCUAUGUGGUGUACUACAAUCGGCCCGGCCAACUCAUUUUAAUUGAUUCAUUUCUACAAUUCACUCGAGGCCAGUGGUUAGCACUAUAGUGCACUUCAAAAACGUAGCGCAUUUUGCGACUCAACGUGAGCGAUGCGUCGCAUUUUGCUCCUCGUUUGCAUCGUGGCCGCGCACGGUCAGCAGAGCGUGGUGCAACUUGAUGAUCAGGGUGUAGAUUUUCAGUUUCAAGAGCGAGUGCAGCAGCAGUCAGUCUUGUCAGCAAAAUCAAGGUUUUCUUCCCAGUUCACAAAUAUCGUCGAUUCUUUAACCUCCUUCAACCCAACACUAAACGCGCCUGGAAAAUGCGGAGAAUAUUCAAAGCUGGCCAAACAAGCGGCAGGAAAUUUAGAAUUGUGGGCGCUUCAGAUGUACGACUCAACUGGUCGGAUUCCUCCUUCUCUGUUGAACGGAAAUGUAAAUCAGUAUGGGGACUUUGACCAAUGUUUGCAAAUAAAACACAGGCUAGAGGAAUCGGAUGAGACAAUAAAAGGACAAUACGUGCUGGCAUUCCUUGACCUUCAGGUCGAGGAUAGAGUCACUGACCCACAACUGAAACACUUACUGACCCUAGCUCAUUCAUAUGAUGUUAUUCGCAGCAAUUUCUCUGAUCCAGGUCAUAGGAUUCCGCGGUACACCACAAUUAAUUGGGGACUUUGUGUACCCUCCAGCUGCAACGCGAAAGACGUUGAGGAGGGUCUCCGAGACACAUUGUCCGUGCUCGACUCGCUCCCAGAACUUAAAUUGGCGGUGCAUGUUGAUCCGAAAAUGCUCUACAAAGCAGAGCCCUUCAACCCUGAUAUCACAACUUUGGCUGUUAUUUGCCUGUUCGCAAGUCUCAUAUCCGCUGUCAUUGUGGCAUCUAUUCUAGAUCAAGCGGGGAAAAACUUCAAAAAACAAACCAAGUGGAAACGAGUGCUGUUGGCUUUCUCGCUACGUAAAACGUGGACCGAACUACUAAAUACAAAAAGCGCUGCGGACGAUAUCAGCCCCAUACAUGGUCUGCGCUUCUUGAAUGCAAUUGCACUUCUCCUUUGCCACAAGUCAAUGGCACUAUUCUUCUACCCAUACAUCAACAGGACAGCUUUAUCCCUGAGGCUAGCUGAUCCAUGGACAGUUAUAGGAAGAACGGCAAUACUCUACACUGAUUCGUUCGUCGUGUUCAGUGGCUUGCUGGUGGCAUACUCAUUCAUUAAGGAGCUAGACAAAAAAGGAAGUUUAGAUUUCGGGACGAAGCUCAAGUCUCGCUUUCUCAGGAUUUCUCCGAAUUUUGUUGCGAUCAUCCUUUUCUGCACCUACAUUCUUCAGCUAAUGGGAUCUGGACCUCAAUGGAAUCUGGUGGUUAAGCACUAUUCAGACAUCUGCAAAACGCACAUGUGGAAGAAUUUCCUAUUCAUUCACAACUACUUUGGCUUCGAAAACAUGUGCCUAACACACACUCAUCAAUUGGGCAUUGACAUGCAACUAUUCAUCAUAAGCCCCGCACUUGUAUACCUACUAUGGAAACGGCCUCGCACAGGCUCACUGAUCCUGAUCUUUAUUGCUGCCUUUUCGACUUGGCUAAGAUUUUCAGUGACCUUCAAUUAUGAGCUCUCAAGUAUUAUCUACUUUGGCAAUACGGUCAAGAAAAUGUUUGACACGUGCAACAAAUCCUAUAUCCUCCCAUCGCACCGUUUGACCGUUUAUAUAAUGGGCAUUUUAACCGGAUUUUAUUUACGAAGAAAUCCUAAUGGAAUACAAUUUAACACGGUUACAACUCUCCUGGCGUGGGCUUUUUUGGGGCUCAUCUGCAUUUACCCUUGGUUCAGUCCCUACAACAUGUCAAGCCAUGAUUACAAGUAUGACGCGAUGGAAGCGGCAAACUACGCUGCUUGGGCACCAGUAUUGUGGUCGCUCUUCAUAAUUUCACUCAUUUUCGUUUGCCACCAGAACAGAGGAGGAUUUAUCGGAAUCUUCAUGAGAUGGAAAGGAUUUCAAAUCUUCACAAAGAUAUCUUACGCAGUCUAUCUCACUCAAUUCCCCAUUUACUUUUACAACGUGGGAACAACCAAAUUUUCCGGCUAUUCUUCAGUUACACAUUUGUUUGUUCUCUCAGAGAUCCUGACUGUUCUUAUCUCAUCGAUCAUUUUGACUCUGUUGGUAGACUUGCCUUUUCAGGAGAUAAAGAAAAUACUGACCGAAAGUGAAACAGGCUUGAAGCUAAAGACAGAAUUAAAUGAUGACGUCCUCACAGCUGGAGGCAAGAGAUCGAUUUCAUUAACGGAGACAUCAGCAAGAGAAAGAGUGAUACAAAGAUCGCACACAAUGAACGGCUGAGAUUUUGUAUUGGUUAAUAAAAGAUAAUUUAACUAA